UGGGCUUCUGCUGGAGCGGGGAGUGUGGCGGCAGGCCUUGGUGGGCAGGUCAUUUCAUGCCCUGCCAUGCUGGUUGGGUGGGCCCCAUUGUGCCGCUCUGCAUCUACGGCUUCUGCUCCAUGAUGAGGCCCAUAGAGCCCUUCAUGACAGAGUUUCUCACGGGGACCUACAAGAAUCUCACCACCGAGCAGGUGACUAGACAGUUGUAUCCUGUGUUGACUUACUCCAGCCUGAUUCUCCUCAUCCCGAUCCUCCUGGUGACAGACUUCCUCAGGUACAAGCCCGUAAUCGUCCUCCAGGGGUUCAGCCAAGUCGCGGCGUCUCUGCUGAUACUAGUCGGCUCGGGGGUCCCCGCGGCCCAGUGGGCCUUCUUCAGCACCAGCUUUGCCAUGGCCGCAGAUGUGGCCUAUUUCUCCUACAUUUACAGUAUGGUGGAUCCUCGCUUGUAUCAGAGAGUGACCAGUUAUGUCAGAGGGGCCAUGUUGCUGGGCUAUGCCGUGGGCGCUCUGCUGGGUCAACUGCUCGUGUCUUUCGGUGGGGUGUCCUUGUACUGCUUAGCUGUUGUGACUCUCACCUCUGUCUCCAUAGCACUGAUAACCUCCCUUUUCCUGCCCAUGCCUGAGGCUAGUUUAUUUAUCCAUGGGACGUAUUCUGCACAACAGGGCAGCUCAGUUGCAGACAUGUGCGACUCUGAAGGCCGAGACUUUACCACGUGGGCGAAGAGCGUGAGGCACGUAAAGAGGAUGUUGUGGAGACUCGUGUUGGACUGCAAGACAUGUUAUUCGUCGAUGGCCGUGCUCUUCUUCUGCAUCUGGUCAGCUAUGGGGAGAUGCGGCUUUUACCAGGUGGCAGGGUACGUCCAGCUCCUCUGGGUACACGUGCAGCCCCACAACUUCACAGCCUACAAUGGAGGGGUGGACGGCCUCAGCACACUGUCCGGAGCUGCAGCGACUGUCGCCGUGGGACACAUGUCUCUGGAGUGGUCCGUGUGGGGGGAACUGGUCCUGGGGGCUUUCACGUUCCUGAUCGCAGGGGCCAUAUUCCUCAUGGAUGUGACUGACAACAUCUGGAUCAGCUACUUGUGCUUCUUCUUCUUCAAAACGUUGUACAUGAUACUCACAACCAUCUGCACUUUUCAGAUAGCCAAGAUGCUGAACAGGGAGCGCUACGCGUUGGUACUCGGCAUGAACAGUUUUGUGGGCACAAUCCUCCAGAGUAUCCUCACCGGCAUCGUCGUCAGCUCCAAGUCUCUACAGCUCACCAUCAUCUCGCAGUUCAUCAUCCACAGUGCAUGUUACCCUCUCGCAUCUUUUCAGUUCUUUAUCUACGCCUCGUACUUUGCUGCCAUUUCCCUGCUGUUCACGGUCAGAGGUGUGCACACUCUCCUCCACACCAAGUGUUCCGCUAGAGGCGACCAGGCAGAGAGAGCCACCAACCUGCCAGAGGCCCCGAGCCUUUGAAGACCACCACUUUCUCUGAUCAAAUCUGUUGUAAUUUAUUUCAGCAGCAGAUGUUUGGAGGUUAUUAUUGUGUCUGCAUCAAGCUUUUCAAUGUGGUUGAGUUAUCAGUCUGUUAUCAUCAGGCGGUAACUUAUCGAGUCUGCCGACUGAAUGAAUGAAGAAGCAGUCCUUAAAUGUGGCCACCAGAGGGAACUACCUGCACAAUUUAAAAUAAUAAUAACUGAGGUGGUUUCAUCUUAUUCUGGAUGUACACUACCGUUCAAAAGUUUGGGGUCAUCCAGACAAUUUCGUGUCUUCCAUGAAAACUCACUUUUAUUUAUCAAAUGAAUUGAAAAUUGAAUAGAAAAUAUAGUCAAGACAUUGACAAGGUUAGAAAUAAUGAUUAAUAUUUGAAGUAUUAAUGUUGUUCUUCAAGCUCAAAGGAAGGCCAGUUGUAUAGCUUAUAUCACCAGCAUAACUGUUUUCAGCUGUGCUAACAUAAUUGCACAAGGGUUUUCUAAUCAGACAUUAGUCUUCUAAGGCGAUUAGCAAACACAAUGUACCAUUAGAACACUGGAGUGAUAGUUGAUGGAAAUGGGCCUCUAUACACCUCUGGAGAUAUUUCAUUAGAAACCAGACGUUUCCACCUAGAAUAGUCAUUUACCACAUUAACAAUGUAUAGUGUGUAUUUUUGAUUAAUGUUAUCUUUAUUGAAAAAACAGUGCUUUUCUUUGAAAAAUAAAGACAUUUCUAAGUGACCCCAACAUUUUGAACGGUAGUAUACGUGUUUUAAAAGUAAAUGUACCUUGUAUGCUAGAAUGUGUGAAUUAUAAAGUUAUGGAUGUUCAAAGCAAUGAAUCUCAGUCGUCCUUCCAGUUGGGGUGCUGGCAUGUUGAAAUCUAUAUUUAUAUUGUAUAUUGUUUCCAUAUGUAUAUGUCAAUACAUGCCUGAUCCACCAUGA
Molecule: messenger RNA, 2400 nt
Organism: Pseudoliparis swirei
Lineage: Eukaryota; Metazoa; Chordata; Actinopteri; Perciformes; Liparidae
Product: thiamine transporter 1-like
Exons: 5
Coding region: 57-1460 (467 amino acids)
Biological process (GO): transmembrane transport; vitamin transport
Cellular component (GO): plasma membrane
Molecular function (GO): vitamin transmembrane transporter activity
Source: RefSeq, a predicted model, not a curated record